AUGGACCCAAAAUCGGCUGAAAUUGCCCCAAACCCAAAAUCGCUCAAAAUUCCCCCAAAUCCACUCGAGUUUUGCCCAAAAUCGGCUGAAAACGCCUCGAAAUUGGCGGAAAUCGGCUCCAAAUUGGCGGAAAUUGCCCCAAACCCGCCGGAAUUUCACCUGAAAUCGGCAGAAAAUUCCUCAAAAUAUCAGGAAAUCGCCCCAAAAUAUCAAGAAGUCGCCCCAAAAUCGGCAGAAUUUGCCCCAAAAUAUCAGGAAAUUGCCCCAAAAUCGGCAGAAUUUGCCCCAAAAUAUCAGGAAAUCACCCCAAAAUCGGCAGAAUUUGCCCCAAAAUCGCUGGAAAUCGGCUCCAAGUGGGCGGAAAUCUCCCCAAAAUUGCCCCAAAACUCCCCGAAAAUUCACGAAACCGCCCCAAAAUCGGCAGAAUUUGCCCCAAAAUCGCUGGAAAUCGGCUCCAAGUGGGCGGAAAUCUCCCCGAAAAUUCACGAAAGCGCCCCAAAAUCGGCAGAAUUUGCCCCAAAAUCGGCAGAAUUUGCCCGAAAAUCGCUGGAAAUUGGCUCCAAGUGGGCGGAAAUCUCUCCGAAAUUGCCCCAAAACUCCCCGAAAAUUCACGAAACCGCCCCAAAAUCGGCAGAAUUUGCCCCAAAAUCUCCCGGACUCUCCCCGGAAUCGCCGAAAUCUCCGGAGAAUUCCCCGAAAUCGCCCGAAAUCUCCCCAAAAUCCCCCGAAAUCUCCCCAAAAUCCCCCGAAAUCUCCCCAAAAUCCCCCGAAAUCUCCCAGAAAUCUCCCGAAAUCUCCCCGAAAUCCCCCGAAAUGGACGACCCCGACCCCCCCUCGGACUCGGAGAGCGCCGAGCUGCGGGGCCCAG
Onychostruthus taczanowskii (white-rumped snowfinch) is the source of this 868-nucleotide messenger RNA. Its product is annotated as DNA-directed RNA polymerase II subunit RPB1-like. The transcript is spliced from 2 exons. Lineage: Eukaryota; Metazoa; Chordata; Aves; Passeriformes; Passeridae. The record is from RefSeq and is a predicted model, not a curated record. The annotation marks the transcript as partial.